AUGUCUGACGUCGAGACCAAGCCCGACCCCACCACGGCCGCUCCUGAGGGCGCUGAGAAGAAGCCCGAGGAGACUACCCCCGCCACCACCGAAGCCGAAGCUCCCAAGGCUGAGGAGCCCGCUGCUGAGGCCCCCAAGACGACCGAUAGCGUGUUCUCGAUGUUCGGCGGUGGACCUAAGAAGGAGAAGAAGGAGGAGAAGGAGGAUGAUAAGGAGGAGCCUUCUGGGUCUUCGAAGGUGAAGAAGGGUGAGGAUGAGGAAGCUCCCGAAUCCCCUGACGUUCACUUCGAGCCCGUUAUCCGUCUGACGGAGAAGGUGGAGACCAAGACCAAUGAGGAGCUUGAGGAGCAGACUUUUAAGAUGCGUGCUAAGCUGUUCCGCUUUGACCGCGAGAGCAAGGAGUGGAAGGAGCGUGGCACUGGUGAUCUCCGCCUGCUGAAGCAUAAGGAGAACCAGAAGACUCGUCUGGUUAUGCGUCGUGAUAAGACUCUUAAGGUCUGCGCUAACCACUACAUCGUCCCUGACAUGAAGUUGAGCCCCAACGUCGGUAGCGACCGCAGCUGGGUGUGGAACGCUGCUGCCGAUGUCAGCGAGGGCGAGCCCGAGGCUGCUACCCUGGCCAUUCGCUUUGGCAACAGUGAGAACGCCAACCUCUUCAAGGAAGCCUUCGAGAAGGCCCAGCAGGAGAACGAGAAGAUCCUCGCCCAGCAAAAUGUUCGACUGGUGACGGAGCAGCAUAUCUUAAAUAAGGAUUCCGGUGUUGAAGGAUUCCCGCUUCGGUCUUGGUCGAUUGAGAUUUAUCUCGUCAAUGAUCAUGGCGAGCAGGUGCCGGCGGGUGUCUUUGAUAAGGUGACAUAUCACCUUCAUCCUAGUUUUGGGGAGAGGGCGACUCAGGUGGUCAAAACCCCCCCGUUCCGGAUCCAGGAGGAAGGAUGGGGUGAAUUCGAUAUGCAGAUUGCCUUGACGGCUGCCGACAAAGAUCACUUUGUGACGCACGAUCUCAACUUUGCGCAGAACCGCUACGAGUCUAAACAUCUCAUCACAUUCAAAAAUCCCAAGCCGGCUCUUAUGGCCUUGCUUCGCGAAUCGGGACCUGUGCCCGGUGAUGAGAACGGGGUGAAGUCGAAACGCGCGGCUCCCGGCGACGAGGGAUCGAAGAAGAAGAAGCGGACGGAGAAGAAUGUCGAUAUGGAUAAAUUGGCCGACGGCCUCCAAAGACUCGGCGAAGAUGACCUUCUCCAAGUGGUCCAGAUGGUCCACGACAACAAAGCUCCAGACUCGUAUACCAAGAACGACGUUGAACAGGGCGAAUUCCACGUCGACCUCUACACCUUACCAGACACCUUAAUCAAGAUGCUGUGGGACUUUACCCAAGAGAAGGGGGCUCUCUAG
This is a messenger RNA of Aspergillus candidus, 1392 nucleotides long. RefSeq names its product Ran GTPase-binding protein YRB1. Gene Ontology annotation, molecular function: GTPase activator activity. NCBI's taxonomy places the organism in Eukaryota, Fungi, Ascomycota, Eurotiomycetes, Eurotiales, Aspergillaceae. Gene Ontology annotation, biological process: nucleocytoplasmic transport; regulation of DNA-templated transcription. The record is from RefSeq and is a predicted model, not a curated record. Gene Ontology annotation, cellular component: nuclear pore; cytoplasm. The transcript is spliced from 10 exons. The coding region runs from base 1 to 1392 and encodes 463 amino acids.